UAACAACGGCUUAUGAGAAGUGUAGAAAGAAAUCAAGAUUCACAAUUAGCGUUACGCUAAUGAAAAUAAUUUCCUAUCCUCAUCUGUCACAGAGAAGGAUACCGAUGGAUAACAUGCAUCUGCAUAUGCAACCUUUUGCUUCUCUUAGACUGUCAAGUGGGGUUCAGUUUCAAUCUUCUUUCCAUAGAAACAUCACGGUGUUUUACUUAAGAUUCUGAAAGUGCAUAAUGAUAAUUUGAUGGAAUGAAAAAGAUGCCGAGAUCGAUAAGAAUAAUAAAAACCAUAUCUUCUCUUCUCACCAUCGUCCCCCUCAAAGAUUCCUCCUUCAAGAUGUCAGAGAGCAAAAAUGAAGUUGUGGUGGACAAUACGGUAAUAGCAAUCGAUGGUUCAAUGGCAGCAAUCGUGCCAGCAUCACAGAACGGAGUGAUUGCUGGAGAACCUUCAAGUACACCACAAGACCGUACAGCAGUACAUUCAAGAGCUGCAAGUAUCAAAGAUGAUGACAGACAACAUCCACCAAUGCCACCCAAUUUGGACGUGAUCAAGCAUUUAGGAGAGGAUGGACGUGUGUUGCAUCACAGUAGAAGUGGUGGCACAUUGAUCAACGAUGUGCAUCACAAAGACAACUACAACGAAAAGGAUCCAGAAACACCCAGUGUCGAUCGUGAAGGAUCAAUCACCACCGUAGACGAAACACAAGGACCUGAAUACCUAUCACCAGUUAAGUUCAUACCAAUCUUCUUCGGAUUAUGCUUGGUAGUAUUUAUGAUCUCUUUGGACAAUACAGUAGUCGCAACUGCACAAGUUCCAAUCGUGAAUGAUAUCGGAGGACAAGCAAAUAUUGCAUGGUUACCAACAACUUUUUUGAUAGGUCAAGCAAGCUUUAGUAUUUUGUUCGGUCAAAUUUUGGCGUUCUUUAGCUCGAAGUAUGUAUUCAUGGUAGCUUUGUUUUUGUUUGAACUUGGUAGUUUGGUCAGUGGAGUGGCACCGAAUAUGGGAGCCGUUCUUGCUGGCAGGACUGUGAGUGGGGUAGGAGCAGCAGGAAUCUUUAUGACAUCAAUGCAAAUCUUGGCAGAAACUACAACGGUCACUGCAAGAGCGCAAUAUAUGGGUAUCCUUGGUGCACUUUUUGCAAUCUCAAUGGUCGCUGGUCCUUUGAUCGGUGGUGCACUUUCCGAUCAUGUCACUUGGAGAUGGGUCUUCUACAUUAACUUACCAAUCGGAGGAGCAGCCUGGUUAGCAGUUGCAUUCCUCUUCAAAUCGAGACCUCCAUUGGGAUCGAACAAGGCACAGCCUAUCAAAGUCAUGGAAAGAUUGCAAAAGAUGGAUAUCAUCGGUACCGUCUUAUUCACCGGUUUGGUAUGCAUGCUUGUUAUUCCAAUCCAACAAGCACAUCAAAACGGCUGGAAAUCGAUCACGACCUGGGCACCAAUCGCAUUCGCAAGUGUGGUAGCAAUCUUAUCGGGACUAUGGUUCAAAUAUCUAGGUGAACAGCGUGCAUUGGUACCCCUUCGUUUAUUCAAAGAUGCAAAUUUUGUUGGAUGUGCAAUUUUAUCAUUUUUCACUUUUUGGAAUUCAAUCACGUUUACUUACCUCAUCCCUCUUUUCUUUCAAACCGUUCGUGGUCGAUCAGCAACGCUGGCAGGUGUGGAUAUGUUGGCUUUCAUGAUCACUCUUGCGAUCGUUUCGUUGUUUACUGGCAUUUUGGCAAAGAAUACAGGACACUAUUAUCCACAAACUGUUUUUGGUCCAUUGUUUGGAGUGGCUGGAGCUGCUUUGCUUUACUUCCAGAAAGUCGAUAGCCCGCUAGGUUUCCAGAUUGGUACGCAGAUCUUACUGGGGCUAGGAAUCGGAACUGUUAUCCAGCAACCCAUCUUGACCGUUCAAGCCAAUAUUACAGACCGUAGACUACUGGCAAAAGCAACUGCCUUUAUCGUCUUCUCUCAACGUUUGGGAGGUGGAAUUGGUAGCUCAGUUUCCGGCGCAAUCCUAUCAGCACAAUUCCCACACUUGGUUCGAACAAUGCUACCAGCAGGAACUGAUCUUAGCAGAUAUGCCCGUAUAACACCCGAACAAGUUUAUCAACUUCCACAUGGGCCUGAGAGGGAUGCAAUCUUACAAGCAUUGACCAAGACAAUGACCUACAUCUUUAUCGGUGGCGUACCAGUCUUCGCUUUGAUUUGGAUUGCUAACUUGAUUUUGGUUCGUAUAAAGAACAUCAAAACUCAAAAGGUCACACGUAAGAUCGACAUCCUUCGAUUUAUCCUUCGCUUACCGGUUAAGCAAACGGAUUCGUCCAAAGCUUAAACAGAAAACGCUCUCUUCAUUUUAGCACACAAUCUUUCACCAUGUAGCAAUCAUUCCUUUCAAUUCUGUACAGUAUUGUUUAA
Molecule: messenger RNA, 2390 nt
Organism: Meira miltonrushii
Lineage: Eukaryota; Fungi; Basidiomycota; Exobasidiomycetes; Exobasidiales; Brachybasidiaceae
Product: MFS general substrate transporter
Exons: 1
Coding region: 331-2307 (658 amino acids)
Biological process (GO): transmembrane transport
Molecular function (GO): transmembrane transporter activity
Source: RefSeq, a predicted model, not a curated record